Molecule: messenger RNA, 2585 nt
Organism: Lates calcarifer (barramundi perch)
Lineage: Eukaryota; Metazoa; Chordata; Actinopteri; Centropomidae
Gene: noa1
Product: nitric oxide associated 1
Molecular function (GO): GTP binding
Source: RefSeq, a predicted model, not a curated record
CGUUCAGGAAGUCGCAUGACAGCAGACGCAUGUGUGUGUGUGAGUGUGUGUGUUAGCUCCAAGGUGAGCUCGGUGUGUUCGGGUGAGUCCCGGGCGGUGUAAACAUGUCUCAGGUGUUUCAGGUGUUCCGGGUGUGUGUCCGCCGGCAGCUGUGGAGGACCGUCACCCGCCGGGUCCCCGCUGCGGUCUCUGCGGGGCGUGCGGGGUCCGUACCGGACUUAAGUCGAGGUGUGAUCCGGCAGCUCAGCAGCAGAGACAGAGGAAAGGUCCGGGGCUGCACCGUAGACCCGAACCUGGAGGAAGAGUUCGUGUUUCUGGACUGUAUAGAUCGAGAGGAGGACCCCCAUCAGCAAGAGAAAGCCCUGAUCCAGCAGCUCCAGCAGCUGCAGAUCUCCUCUCCGCCUCCUGUCUCUCCUCCUGAACACCUCCAGACCCCUCCUCAGAAACAGCACCUGAGGUCUCUGGAGCGUCAGCUGCAGGCGUUGAGGGACGAGGCCAAGCAGGAGCCGCACCCGGACUCUCUGAUCCAGUUCCGAGAUGUGGACUUCCCAUUGGAUGAGAACCUCGUGGCUGCAAAGAAGAAAAAGAAGAAGAAGAGUGAGCACAAGGUCUUUGGGACUCCGGACGUGGACGAGCCGGUAAGUGACACCUGCUGCUCCGGCUGCGGGGCCAUGCUGCACUGCACCGCCAUCGAGGCCCCCGGGUACCUGCCCAGUGAGAAAUACAAGGCCCUGCUGCAGGAGGGGAACCUGGCGAAAGCCACCUGUCAGCGCUGCCACCUGCUCACCCACCACCACAAGGCCCUGAACCUGCAGGUGUCCAGAGACCAGUACAAGGCCGUGGUGCAGCAGAUCCGCCCCCACCGGGCCCUGGUGCUGCUCAUCGUCGACCUGCUGGACCUCCCGGACUCCAUCGUCCCCGACCUGCCCGAACUGGUGGGGACCAACAAGCACGUGGUCGUCCUCGGCAACAAGAUCGACCUGCUGCCCGGAGACUCGCCCGGCUACCUGCGGCGGAUCAAGCAGCAGCUCGUCCAGUACUGUCAGGAGGCCGGCUUCGGGAGCCAGGUCACGGACGUCCACCUCAUCAGCGCCAAAACCGGGUAUGGCAUUGAGAACCUGAUCACCAGCCUGCAGAGGUCCUGGAAGUACAAAGGUGAUGUGUACCUGGUGGGGAGCGCCAACGCGGGGAAGUCGACCCUCUUCAACACGCUGCUGGAGUCCGACUACUGCAAGUCCAAAGCCUCUGAUGUCAUCCACAAGGCCACCAUAUCGCCGUGGCCCGGGACGACUCUGAACCUGCUGAAGUUCCCCAUCAUCAACCCGACUCCGCACAGGAUGUUCAAACGACAGGAACGACUCGCUGAAGCAUCGCGACAGACGGAGAGCGAGCUGUCCCAGGAAGAGCUGAGGAGGCUGAGACACUUCAGCAAGCAGGGGUACUUAGUGGGUCGUAUUGGCAGAACGUUCCGGUCCAACAGCGGCUCCAGACCAGGUGUGUUCGAGUUCGAUCCAGAUAGUUUGGCUUUUGGAGGAAAUGAAGAUGAAGAGACGACGACAGGCCCCAGCAAGGCGCCGGUGGAGUUCACCCACAACGAGCUGAAAGACGCUCACUGGCUGUACGACACCCCGGGGAUCAUGAAGGAGAAAGAUAUCCUCAGCCUGUUGAACGACCAGGAAGUGAGGUCAGUGGUUCCCACUCACGCCAUCGUCCCACGGACGUUUGUGCUGAAGCCCAGUAUGAGUCUGUUUGUGGGGGCUCUGGCCAGGAUCGACUUCCUGGAGGGGAACAAAUCCUGCUGGUUUUCAGUCGUGGCCUCCAGUCACGUCCCGGUCCACAUCACCAGUCUGGAGAAGGCCGACAGUAUUUAUGAGAAACAUGCGGGACACAUCCUGCUGGGGGUGCCUAUGGGAGGGUCGGAGCGUAUGAAGGAGUUUCCUGCAUUGGUUCCUCAGGAGUUCAGGUUGGAGGGUCGAGGUUACCUGGAGGCUGCUGCUGACAUCAAACUGUCAUCUGCAGGCUGGGUGGCUGUGACGGCGGUGGAAGGUGAUCAGGUGUCGCUGAGGGUUCACGGUCCAGAGGCAGCAGGUUUUAGUCUGAGGACGCCCCCGCUGCUUCCUCACAUUGUCUCCCUGAAAGGAGAACGCAUCCGAAAAUCCGCCGCCUACAAACCGAUGAAGCCACAGGGGCUUCUGGACACUGGACUGUCAGCCAAAGGAGCCGAGAGGCUGAAGGUGAAGCUGAAGACGUGAACCUGCAGACACCUGCAGACAGGUAGGAGGAGGAGCUGGUGUCCGCUGGGAUGUUUGUCCCACACCAGGGACAGAUGUGGACAGAGCAGAUAGACAGAGAAGCCUCCUGGCAACAGUCAUGGCUCUGACUGACCUUUGACCUCUGUGAGCUGGACGAACUCAAACCGAUCUUCUGCUGCAGCAUCACACAAUAAAGCAGCGUUUUCAGGAUGUAACGUAAGGUGUGGAUCAUGCAGUGAUGAGGUGAAGUUUGACAACCUGCUGCCAUAAAACGUUUGUAUUCAUGUUAAUUGUUCUGUGACGAGCACAGUCAAAUACAUAUUCUGUUCUCUA